GGGGGCGUAUCUCGACCUUUUAUUUCUAUUGGCAGCUAGCUAGCUAGCUGUCUCUGUAACCAAGCUUUCUCUACAGUAUAGUAAAGAAGACAAUGGCUGUAAAUCCACAAGCUUUCGAGCAGUUCACUCUGAGACAAGUUCGCAUCACUGAGAAUGAGUUUGGACAUGGUUCCUACGCUGUUGUCAUGGAGCUAGAGUAUCGAGGACUGAAAUGUGCCGGCAAGAAGCUUUACCGAGUUCUCUACGAGACUGGAAUCGGGCAUGCAGCACGAAGGUAUCUGGAAGAGUGUCACCUGCUCAGUCAAACUAGGCACCCCAACAUUGUCCAGUUUCUGGGAGUUUGUUUUGAGGAAGGCUCUCAGUUCCCCAUCUUAGUCAUGGAGUUCCUUCCCACCAACUUGACCAGCUGUCUCGAGCGCUACGGUAUUCUCCCCGAUGAGAUCAACUUCUCCAUCCUCCAUGACGUCUCACUGGGCCUGGUCUACCUCCAUGGCCAAACACCAGUCAUUGUGCACAGAGACCUCUCAGCCAACAAUGUUCUCUUGUCCACCAACAUGACGGCCAAGAUAUCCGAUCUGGGGGUUGCUCGAAUAUUGAACCUGACCCCCCUUCAAGUGAGUCGAAUGACGGAGACCCCUGGCACCCCAGCGUAUAUGCCCCCCGAAGUGAUGGUUGCCAACCCCCACUACAACACCAGUGUGGAUGUGUUCUCCUUUGGGAUCAUGAUGAUUCACACCUUCACAGCACAGUGGCCACUACCAAGUAUCGGCCCCACCAGAAUCGAUCCUGCUAAUCCUGACAGACUGAUACCAGUAACGGAAGCUGAACGACGUGAAGAGUUUCUUCGAAAGAUUUCCCCAGACCACCCUCUGAUGGACCUCAUCAUGCGCUGUCUCAGCAACAACCCUCAGCGAAGGCCUAGAGCAGCGGAGAUAGUGGGUCGGAUGGUGGGUGUGGUACUUGAACACCCUCCCUCCUUUGAGAACAGAGUGGAGAUGCUCCAGCGAGUGAGUGCCCUACUGACAGAGAAGAGGGAGCUUGAGGAGGAGGUUGUGAGGAAGGACUUAGCAAUCCAGGAGAAAGCAGGAGAGAUCGAGGCACUGGCGGAGGAGAAAAGACGACAAGAGGAAGAAAGUGAAAACACUGUCGAGCGUAUGCAGUUGGUGCACUCUGUGGAAACUGAUCAACUAGUAACUGAACAUAGUGUAGAGAAAGAGGAUCUCAGAGUUGAAUUGGAGCAACAAAUUGCAGAAAAAAAUUUGACUAUCGUUCACAAAGAUUCGAUGCUUGCCUCCAAGGACACUUCCCUUCAGAAGAAUAAAGCCACCAUUCAGAGUUUAAACAACCAGCUCACCAAAACCAGAGACUACCUGACCAGCAAACCACAGUCCCUACAGGUUCAGUUGUCCUACAGUCAGUGCUCUGAGGCUCCAGUGAAGAUGCAUGGUGGACUAGCGGUAACCAUCAAUGGCAAGGUCUACUAUGGUGGAGGAGUCUGUGAUGACGAUGAUGAUGACGAGUACUGUGUCCACUGUUACGAUCCGCCACAAGACGUCUGGUCAACUCUGCCCACACUUUCUGUACGAUGGUUUGGUCUGGGAGAGGUCAAAGGUGAACUGGUAGCAGUUGGCGGUGUGGAUUCAUCCGAUUCUGCAUCCAACGUGGUACAUGUGUUUAACAAAGAAAGGAACUGGAAACAGACGAUCCCACCCAUGCCGACAGCGAGGUGUUCACCAGCAGUCGUUAGUCUCCCAACACAUCUGGUCGUAGCAGGAGGUCUGGACUUUGGUCCCUACACUGAUAAUGUUGACAUCUACAACAUCAGCAUCUCCCGGCAGUGGAGCAAGACAGACAGACUACCGUAUGCUUGUAAUGACCAAAGAGGAAUUGUCUACAACAACACAGUGUACCUAAUGGGGGGAUUUGACGGCAAUAGUCUAAACAAGGUGUGUGCUGCUCAAGUCGACAAGCUCAUCUCAGCAGACCGACAGGAUAAUGGGAGCGCCAACAAAGCCGACUCUGUCUGGAAUACAAUAUCCAACACACCGUCUUACCAGCCCUCCCCUUUAACGAUAUCCGACACCUUCUUUGCUGUUGGUGGAGUGGAUAGUGAAGAUGAAGCCACUCAAAGGGUCUACGCCUACUCAUCCUCGAUGGACUCCUGGCUCUACGUUGGUGAUCUACCAUCUCCUAUAGCACACGCUGCCACUGUGUCACUGUCUCCAACAGAGUGCCUUAUGAUUGGUGGAUGGAACAAAGGGAAAACACAAUCUACCGUGUAUAAAAUUAGUAUCACAGCAACUAUUUCUUGAUAUUGUUGUGCCGGGUAUAAUUGUGUGCAGCUGCAACCAGCCCCUCCCCUUCAUAGAUUAUUGCAAUGUCAGCAUAAACAACCCUCUAGCUCAAGGACAGCCUAGCCUCGAAUCCAGGCCGAUUAAUCGGCCUGGUCUCGAGGCUAGGACAGCCUGGUUCUCCUGAUGAAGACACUAACUGUUCCUGGUUGGAGUUGUAUGAUUAGAUCUGGCUAGCUAGUUCAAUGCAUGUAAAUCAUUUUAGAGAUACUGUGAUUUAUAGAAACAGGUGAUCAGUAUAAUUAUCUGUAUGAGCCGUUUCUACCUAUUAUCCAGGCCAAUAGAAUUGCACCUGACUAGCUGAUAAUUAUUCUCGUUCCCUACAUGAAGUUCUUCAAGUGGACAAAGAUGUCAAAGACAAAGAUGUCACAGCUGCUAAGAUGAGGAGAGCCUAUCGACACCUGGCACUGGAGUACCAUCCUGACAAGAACAAGGCUGAGGGCUCUAGGGAGAGGUUCCAGCUCAUCAGCACGACCUACGAGAUACUGAAGGAUGAGGAGGAGAGAGCAAACUAUGACUACAUGCUUGAGAACCCUGAGCAAGUGUACCAUCACUACUAUCACUACGAUCUUCGUCUAGUGACCCCCCAGGUGGACAUCCGAGUGGUUGUGGGUGUGGCCAUCAGCGUUAUCUCUCUGGUCCAGUACCUCGGCUGGUGGCACUCGUACGAUACAGCCAUCACUGCAGCUCUCUCAGAAUGCCAAGAUAUCGUGGUAAGGCUGAGGAGCUGGCAGUGGAGAAGGGGUUGUUGAAGGAGGGUCAGAGACGGACUCAAGGGAGGAAAUAAAGAAAGAUGAAGAGACUGUGCUACGGAGAAUUGUGGAGGAGAACCUCAACAUUCUUGGUUGAUACAGUAAACCUAUGCUGCGGAGUACAAGGAGGAGAGGAAAGAAAGACGGCGCUGCUAGACAAUGCCAAGUACAAGAAGUACAAGUGAGUGAGUAAAUGUGUGAGAGUGAGGCCAGUGAAGGAGGCUAGACGAUACCAAGUACAGAGAUACAUGAGAGCACUGGUCAGAAAAGAGUCACCACAAACUGUUAGGGACAAUAACAUUUUGUAGGAAAGCAUAUUUAUCAUUUUUGCUUCGGUUUUUAAAUUAUUGAAAAGAAU
This is a messenger RNA of Halichondria panicea, 3461 nucleotides long. RefSeq names its product kelch-like protein 4. The record is from RefSeq and is a predicted model, not a curated record. Lineage: Eukaryota; Metazoa; Porifera; Demospongiae; Suberitida; Halichondriidae. The transcript is spliced from 9 exons. Bases 93 to 2312 code for a protein of 739 amino acids. Gene Ontology annotation, biological process: protein phosphorylation. Gene Ontology annotation, molecular function: protein serine/threonine kinase activity; ATP binding; protein binding.